AAGAACUUUUUUUCCACUCAUCAACUAUGAAGAGUCUUUAGAAUAGUAUGUAUGGAGCAACCUUAAAUGGUCAGCUGAGCUAUAUUCGUACAAAAACAAAUAAAAACUUUUGUUUAUGUCAAGUGAUAAAAAAAUCUAAACUAUGAAUAAUUUAAAUGUGAUAAAAUGUUUAAGUUUACUUUUAAUUGUAACAAAACUUGUGCGAAUAAAACUUCUCUUAAAAAGAAAACAGAAACGUAUAAGAAGAUGGUGGGUAAAACCGCACAUACGUGAAAAUAUUAGGAACGAACUUGGUGCUCAUAAAAAGGUGUUUCUAUAUUUUCGCACAAAUGAUCAUGAAGAAUUUUUUAAAUUUACACGAAUGUCUGUGCAGCAAUUUGAUUAUUUGCACGACCUUUUAAAGCCAAAAAUACAAAAAAGGAGUCGAAGAGAACCGUUGCCGACUGAAAUUCGAAUUGCUGCUACGUUAAGUUUUCUUGCUCACGGUGACAGCGUGGCAACUACAUCUUGGUUUUUUCGCAUUGGAAAAUCAACAAUGUAUAAAUUUAUUCCUGAGGUAUGCCAUGCUAUUUGGGAAGUACUUCAUCCAAUAUAUUUACAAUGUCCUCAAAAUGAGAAUGAGUGGAUAAGAAUAGCAGACGAUUUCAAUAAUAUUUGGAACUUUCCAAAUUGUAUUGGAGCAAUUGAUGGAAAACACUGUCGAAUUAAAGCACCAUCAAAUUCGGGCAGUUUUUUCCACAAUUAUAAAGGUUACUUUAGCCUUGUUUUACUUGCUAUUGUGGAUGCCUCUUACCGAUUUAUUUGGGUUGACAUUGGAGAUUAUGGAUCAAAAAACGACGCUGGAAUCUGGUCACAAACUAAAAUGAGUUAUGCAUUAGAAAACAACACAAUAUCUAUACCAAAAGAACGUCCUUUACCUAACACUAAUUGUUCAUUCCCAUUUUUUAUUAUUGGUGACGGGGGCUUUCCACUUAAAACAUACUUAAUGCGUCCAUUUGCAAAAAAUAAUUUGCAAAAUAUUGAACGCCGAGUGUUUAAUUAUCGACUGUCACGGGCACGUCGAGUGUCAGAAAAUGCUUUUGGGAUUCUUGUUACAAGAUGGCGAAUUUUACAAACACCUAUCGCUUUAAAGUUAAGUACCGCAGAGACAAUUGUGCAAGCAAUAACAUGUUUACAUAAUUAUAUUAUAAAUACUAAAUCAUGUAAUAAUCAAUAUAUACAAGAAAAUAUCAUAGAUCAUGAAAAUUCUGCUGGUGAAUUAAUAGCAGGAAACUGGCGAACUUCAAUGCCAGAAAAUGGUUUUAUUAAUCGUUUAGGAAGAAUUGGUGCCAAUGUUGGUGCAGCUACUGCUGUAAGACAACGUGAUACAUUAGCUCGUUAUUUUGUUUCAGAAGAAGGAAGCAUUUCAUGGCAAUGGCAACAUAUAUAAUUUGAACAAAGGCUUUUUGUUUACUCAACAACAUUGAGCACCAAAUUCUUUAUAAAUAUAUAACAAAAAAAAUAUCGUAGUAAGUAAUUAAACUUUUCAAAACAUUUUUAUUUUAUAAACUGUGUGUUAUACAACUUAUAAAUACAUUUAAUGUAAUAACACUUAGAUUUAAGACGUAAACUAAAAACUUUUUUGCAAAAAAUUCUUUAUGUCAAGAUAUAAUUUUUGAGAUAGAUUUAAUAUGUAUGACAGACUUAUUUUAUAUUGUACUAUAUUUUGUACUUUUUUGUAAUAUAAUAAAGAAAACUCUUUGGUGUUAAUA
This is a messenger RNA of Pseudomyrmex gracilis, 1751 nucleotides long. Its product is annotated as protein ALP1-like. The record is from RefSeq and is a predicted model, not a curated record. The coding region runs from base 143 to 1429 and encodes 428 amino acids. The transcript is spliced from 3 exons. Lineage: Eukaryota; Metazoa; Arthropoda; Insecta; Hymenoptera; Formicidae.